Carcharodon carcharias (great white shark) is the source of this 1775-nucleotide messenger RNA. RefSeq names its product crystallin, mu (gene crym). Gene Ontology annotation, cellular component: cytoplasm. Gene Ontology annotation, biological process: thyroid hormone metabolic process. The transcript is spliced from 7 exons. NCBI's taxonomy places the organism in Eukaryota, Metazoa, Chordata, Chondrichthyes, Lamniformes, Lamnidae. Bases 40 to 1011 code for a protein of 323 amino acids. The record is from RefSeq and is a predicted model, not a curated record. Gene Ontology annotation, molecular function: thyroid hormone binding.
CUCGUGACCAUCGGGCAGGAGUCCUGCUGCCCUCUCGGAAUGGCCGACCAGCUGAUCUACAUCGGCUCCGGGCAGAUCGAACAGCUUCUGCAGUAUUCGGAACUGCUCCCGGUGCUGGAGAGAGCUCUGGCCAAUUUCUCGAGCGAAGGCGGCGGCGGAGUGGAGCAGCCGGUCCGGAGCACGGUGCCCGUGGCCAAGUACAACGGUUUUUUAGGAGUGAUGCCAGCGUACAGUGCGGAGGAUGAUGCCUUGGUGACAAAAAUCGUCAGAUUUUAUCAGACAAUCAGUCCUACCAACUCAUCUCAUCAUGCUACAGUGCUGCUGUUUGACCCAAGCAAUGGCACCUUAAAGGCAGUGAUGGAUGGAGCAGUGAUCACUGAAAAGAGGACUGCUGCCGUUUCUGCCAUAGCAACUAAGUACCUGCAGCGGAAGAACCUGGAUGUGUUAUGUAUUUUGGGAGCCGGGCCUGUGGCUGUGAGUCACUAUGAAAUCUUCACCCAAAUGUUUCCAUUCAAGCAGGUGAAAGUGUGGAGCCGAACUCGAGAGCGGGUUCAGAAGUUUGCUGAAACAGUUAAGGGACCAGUGCAGAUUUGUGCAUCGGCAAAAGAAGCUGUUCUCGAUGCUGAUGUGGUGAUAACAGUCACCAUGGCAACAGAGCCCAUCCUAUUUGGAGAAUGGGUAAAGCCUGGAGCCCAUGUUAAUGCUGUUGGAGCUUGUCGACCAAACUGGCGGGAGUUGGAUGAUGGGCUAAUGAAGGAUGCUGUCCUGUACGUGGAUAGCAGAGCGGGAGCUAUGAGGGAGUCAGGUGACGUCAUCCUCUCAGAGGCUGAGAUCUUUGCAGAACUGGGAGAAGUGGUGAAAGGAACCAAACCUGCUCUGUGUGAGAGGACCACAGUUUUCAAAUCAUUGGGUGAGAACAAACAAGCCAUUAUUAAGGGAGCUGAUGAUAGGACAAAGCUCGUCAUUCACUUCAGCUGUGUGCUGUGUUGCAAUUUUCAAUACAGUUUCUAAUUUAGUCAAAAAAAUGUAACCUUUGGACAUAUUUUUAUUCAGUUGUAGAAUUUGCUUAAUUCUUGCAGUUUUUCAUUAAAGGAUAAAUAAUUCACAGAAUUGCAUCACAAUAGCAUAGAAUCCACUUGAACAAUGUGUUUUAUCGGUCAGUUAAACUGAAAGCUUUGCUUCAUGCAUUGCAUUGAUCCAGAGUGCAGUAUAACUCUGGUCUUGCAUUGACCCAGUGAGUGCAGUACAGCAUAAAAACAGAAAUAGAAAUACCUGGACAGCUCCUGUUUUUGACUGCUUUUUGAGGUACCAUAUCACAGCACCAUUUGCCCUCCAAUUUAUGAUUUUUUUCAUGUAUGUAUGAGCAUCAGCAGGUCAUUGAACUGCUGCAGCAUCACUGCAUCUGAUCUGAUCUGUCCUCCCCUGGCCUCUCAUGUAUUUCCAGCUGGGUUCACUGGCAAUUAAGGGUGAAAUUUGGCUGAUUUUACAUCCUAUGAGCACUGAGACCAGUGGAAUCAGCACAGACUGGGGGAGUGGGAAUUGAACCCAGGACCUUGCUGCUUUUUGUCAGUUAGUGGAUAAUCCACCUCUCUGCCCAACUCCACAAUGGGAAAGGGCAGAACUUUCACAAAAAAAAACUUUAGAAAGAUCCAGCGAGUCCGCCUUUGCGUAUGUACUUUUGGCAUUACUUUAGUGAGCACAAGAAUAGGUGUGGCCAAUGUGCAAAAUCUGCACCAAGCCAGGCAUUUUAGAAACAUAGAAACUAGGAGCAGGAG